AUGAGUUUGCUCAUUCAUGUCCAGCUCUUUGGGACUCCAUGCACUGUAGCCUGCCAGGCUUCUCUGUCCAUGGAAUUUUCCAGGCAAGAAGACUGGAAUGGAUUGCUGUUUCCUACUCCACAGGAUUGUCCUGACCCAGAGAUGGAACCUGAGUUCUUGCAUCUCCUGCGUUGGCAGAUAUACCCAUCUUCUUGGGACUUCCCCCAUGGCACUAGUGGUAAAGAACCCGCCUACCAAUGCAGAAGACAUGACAGACUCAGGUUUGAUCCUGAGUGGGGAAGAUCCCCUGGAGGAGGGCAUGGCAAUCUACUCCAGUAUUCUUGCCUGGAGAAGCAGAGCCUGGUGGGCUACAGUCCAUGGGAUUGCAAAGAGUCGGACAUGACUGAAGCAACUUAG
Molecule: messenger RNA, 396 nt
Organism: Rangifer tarandus platyrhynchus (Svalbard reindeer)
Lineage: Eukaryota; Metazoa; Chordata; Mammalia; Artiodactyla; Cervidae
Source: the annotation of a GenBank genome assembly